This is a messenger RNA of Symsagittifera roscoffensis, 1895 nucleotides long. Its product is annotated as neuronal acetylcholine receptor subunit beta-3-like. Gene Ontology annotation, molecular function: acetylcholine-gated monoatomic cation-selective channel activity; transmembrane signaling receptor activity. The transcript is spliced from 4 exons. Lineage: Eukaryota; Metazoa; Xenacoelomorpha; Acoela; Convolutidae. Bases 180 to 1511 code for a protein of 443 amino acids. Gene Ontology annotation, biological process: chemical synaptic transmission; nervous system process; signal transduction. Gene Ontology annotation, cellular component: neuron projection; synapse; plasma membrane. The record is from RefSeq and is a predicted model, not a curated record.
GUCACUUAGCUCACACAUUAGUAGUUUAAUAAAAAACUAUCGAGAUGUGACAUUUGUUGCAAUAUGUGACAUUUUUGGUUGGUUCCUGCUAUUUAGUGAACUUGUUUUCAUUUCAAACAGAAAUAAAAUUCAUCUUUUUUUCCUAUAUAUUUUUGGGGAAAAAAGCUGCAAAAAUAAGUAUGAAAAGUGUUUUCUUAGUUAUUGGUUAUUUGGUGUCGCUGAUGAUCGAUCUCAGCUUGACUGAAGAUUCAGAAUCGCUCAGAGACAAAGAGGAUAGAUUAACGAACCAAUUAAAAAAGAAACUACCGGCUGUUUUUCCACCCGAUGACAUACAAAACAAGGAAGUGGUAUUUUCCCUGGGCUUGAAGCAGAUUGUGGAAGUGGACGAAAAGAAGAAUUCAUGGACAAUAUCCUUCGAGAUUCUAAUCCAGUAUUUUUCGGAUUCAGCCAAGUGGGACCCUGAGGAAUACGGAGGGAACGAGUACAUCUUCCUUGAUGACCAUUCAGUUUGGAGACCAGAAACCGCGCUUCCUUCUCUAAUCGAGAUGAUUGGAAAGAUUUCAGACAGGAAGCAAGUGCUGAUGUAUGAUGGGAGAGUGAUUGCAUAUGAUCAAGACGUGACAGGUGUGCUAUCGUGCUUAAUCAAUGUGCGCAAGUUCCCCUACGACGAGCAAGAGUGUCGAAUACGGCUGAUGAACCGAAUGCCACAUCGUAAUUGGAAUGUCACAGUGAACCCGAUGAUUCAAGAACACUUUUUGUCUUCAUACAAGGACAACUUUCAAUGGGAAGUCAUCAAACCAAUGCAAUUCAGCAUAGUUAAAAGCUAUACGCAAUACGAACAAACGGGGGUCGAGCUAACAGUCCGCCUGAAACGACGCUCCAUAUUUUACGAGUUCUUUCUCAUCACACCAAGUUUAAUUCUCUACAUCUGUUCGGGUUUUGAGUUUGCAAUUCCGGUCGAAUCUGGAGAGAAGAUUUCAUUCAUUGUGACUAUUCUGCUAGCCGAGAUGGUCAACUUCGGCAUCUUGCAGGAUAUUUUCCCUCCGAGCUUCGACGAGUUGCCGCUUCUGGCGGAAAUGAUAGCAACUCAAAUCAUCCAUAUCGUAACCCUAUCAGUCAUAGCUAUAAUCGUUGUGCAUAUCUACCACAGCAACAUUGGUUUGGAAAUGCCAGCAUACCUUGUCAAAUUAAUCUCCAGUAAGAAGCUGAGAUGUAUCCUGAUUAUACCACAGGAAAUACCCGAAAAAUCAAAUACUAUCCAGCCAACUGAACAAAGUGGCAAAGAAGAAGAUGGGACCCAAUUGAAUGACAAUGGAGCUCGUCAGCUGCAGCAGGAGUUGGAGAAGUUUUGCAAGGAUGAAGGGACUUCGUCAGAUGAUGCCCGAGACAGGCUGAGAGACAGUCAGUGGAAGAAAAUGUCUGCAGUUAUAGACCGAAUAAUGCUGAUUGGCCAUUUUAUAGUCGUGACUGUCGUCAUUUUGUACUUUUUGAUCAUGUACCAAAUUGAUUAGGUUGUCUGCUUAAAGAAUUUUAGCAGACGAACCCGUGCUGGGCUUUGAACUGAAAAAUGAAAAAGUACAAGGGUAAUAAUACAUAACUAGUCGACACGAAUGUUUUUAUUUCACAAGCAGGGGCGGAUUUAGUAUUUUCCCGGUGGGGGGGGGGGGGGGCAGAUUUUCAAAAAAUUGUGAUAUUUUUCUUGACUUUUUUUGAGGCCGACCAAAUCGAUAAUCUGAGCUAUACUAAGUCACUAUAAAGACACCAUUUUGACCAAAUUUUCUGCGCUGCAGACAAAUUUCGAAAAAGCAGGCUGAAAAAGGCGUUUUUAAAUAUUUUUGACCAAAAAAUCGCUUUUUUCGGCGCGCCCUCCCCCCUCAAAACUAGUUUAUUUUGGA